UUCGAAAUAAUGACGUAUUUGCAAACUUCCUAAAAACUUCGUCAUCAGCAAAACAGAGAUGUGUAUAAAUUCACCACUGGAAUUCGCCAAAUGACAGUUUUAUUGUAUCCAUUCAAUCCAAUCCAACAGAAUUCCCAUGAUUCUAAAACUAUUAUUGUCUGCAGUGAUCUGCACUGCAGUUUACGCUGAUAUUCUAAGUGCCAACGAUGCGAAGACGUGCGAAGAGCUUUGCAGCAGCUGUCAGGGAACAGCAUCCAUCAUCGACGGCUACUGUGAGUGCUAUGUUCCUGAUGGAAAUACAAAAGGUGAUUGUGUAAUGAGGAUAAAGAGACAGGCUGACGAACUGGGACUGGAUUUAAUGGACUGUGAGCCAGCUAGUGGAGACAGACCUGCCAGAUGCAAUUUGAGGUCGCACAUGGUCCGAACAAAUGAUGUUGAUCGCGUCGCCAGAUACUUCAUGAGAGGUGGUGCCAUAGCAGGACAUCCUAUCCUUGGUUCACCACAGUGCGAUACUGAUAACGUGGUAGGUGCGCCGAAUCCUCAAAUUCAGAAACAACCAGAAACACCAAGAUUAGAAAUGAUGGUUGGUGCCCCCAGCCCAUGCCAGUCUUCAGAACCCCAGCUAUCUUCCUCUCCAAGUUACGAAGCUUAUUACCAAAUGCCGGACAGCAUCGUCGGCGCACCAAUGCUCUCCACACCUUACAAUAACAUGCCACAUUUGUUAUACAAGCCUUCCCGAGUCGCUCCAUUUCUCCAACGCUCUGUAGUUUUACCACACUUGUCUGCAGGUGCGCAGCUGAGACUCAAUCCCUAUUACUCUCGCUUCCACUAUCCCCUUCUUUCUCAUCUUCGUCACCCUCUUCUACGAGCUCCAUACUUGGGGGACUCAGCCGUAAAUAUCGUGGGUGCUGUACCUGAAAAUUAUGCCUCCCCAGACCAAAUGCUGGCGGAAAGACCGGAAACACUGGCAGCUGCACCACCUAUCGUUCAGCCAGGAUAUGUUCACUCCUCUACACCUAGGGUGGAAGUUCCUAUGUCCAAUGACAUGACAAUGUUUCUCCAUGAGAUACUGAUGCACCAGAAUGCAAUUCUCGAGGCGAUCCAGCAGCGGCUUCACAAAGCAGGAGAAAAUGUGGGUGCAUCUAGAAUGCUUUCUGCAUCUAUGGAGCCCAAUCUCGGUGCACCACCUCCAAAACCCCCAAACUGCCAUUGUCCUGGACAAAAUAAGCAUCAAAUGCCUAUGGUGGGUGCUCCUAGAAAGCCGGACUGCAAACAGAGAGCUCCCAGAAUGUCUCCAGCCAUGGAAACUCUCGUAGAGGGGAUAGACAAGAUCGAGAACAUUGAGAAUAACGAGAACAUCGAGAAUAUUGCAAACAUGGGAAACAUCGAGCAGCAACAGUUGGAAAAGAUGGCAAUUGUUGAGAAUGAGCAAAUGGCAAACAACGAAGCAUUCAAAACUGAAGUGACCACUGAGAAGCCACAGAAAGAGGCCAGAUCCAUUGCCAAUGGACGAAAGAGAAAAAGAGAAUUGAAGAAAAUUCUCGAGAGCAAAGCUGCUUGAAGUCUACAUUUCAUACUCUUUUUGUACUUUUUAUAAAAGUCUUUUUUAUAUUUUUCUAAUUACUCAUAUAUUUUACUACGUAUUUUGUGUAAGUAAAUUAAAUAAAUUGUGAAGGAAAAAUUAUCAGAA
This is a messenger RNA of Fopius arisanus, 1690 nucleotides long. RefSeq lists its product as uncharacterized. Bases 137 to 1561 code for a protein of 474 amino acids. The transcript has 5 exons. The record is from RefSeq and is a predicted model, not a curated record. NCBI's taxonomy places the organism in Eukaryota, Metazoa, Arthropoda, Insecta, Hymenoptera, Braconidae.